CAAUAUCAUAAUCUUUUUCAAGUAUUGUAUUAUAGCAACAUCAGCCUUCUUUUCGUUGUCAAGCAAGAUGGCGGAUCAGACAGAGAAAGCGUUUCAGAAACAGGCUACGGUCUUCCUCAACCGCAAGGGGGGGCUGAAGAAGAAGGACAUGCGGCAUUCCAAGAAUGUUGGGUUAGGCUUCAAGACUCCCCGUGAGGCCAUCGAGGGAACCUACAUUGACAAGAAAUGUCCUUUCACUGGCAAUGUGUCCAUCCGUGGCCGUAUCCUUACUGGCGUGGUCCAGAAGAUGAAGAUGCAACGCACUAUCGUCAUCCGCCGCGACUACCUGCAUUACCUCCCCAAGUACAACCGUUUCGAGAAGAGGCACAGGAAUAUGUCAGUCCAUCUGUCACCAUGCUUUAGAGACGUGGAACUCGGAGACAUCGUCACGAUCGGCGAGUGCAGACCUCUGUCCAAAACCGUGAGGUUCAACGUGCUGAAGGUCUCGAAGGGCAAGGGCUCCAAGAAAUCUUUCAGAAAGUUUUAAAAUAAAGUUACUUAUUAAGUA
This is a messenger RNA of Cydia splendana, 547 nucleotides long. RefSeq names its product small ribosomal subunit protein uS17 (gene RpS11). The record is from RefSeq and is a predicted model, not a curated record. Gene Ontology annotation, cellular component: cytosolic small ribosomal subunit; ribosome. Gene Ontology annotation, molecular function: structural constituent of ribosome. Gene Ontology annotation, biological process: translation. NCBI's taxonomy places the organism in Eukaryota, Metazoa, Arthropoda, Insecta, Lepidoptera, Tortricidae. The transcript is spliced from 4 exons. The coding region runs from base 68 to 526 and encodes 152 amino acids.